UAAAAGUCAUCCCCCUUGCCCCUCCAUUGUUAGUCGCAAAAGGGGAUUUGCGCAGAGGAAAAUAUCGUGCAACUGAAAGCACAAAAAACGUAAUAUCUGGAGAGUCUGCAAGACUAAAUAAAAUACUCAUAAAACAACAGAAAAACCUAAACCAAUACACGUAUAACCCUAUUCGAAAGAAAGACCGGAAACACACGAACAAUGUCUCCAGCAGAGGCAGAAACCAAAGCCGCAGGCACAACGCCCUCGCAGGCGCAGCUUUUCGAGGCCAUCGGGGCACAAGUCGACCAGGUCGCAUCGACAACAACAGACGCAGCACAAGAUGACGCAGACGACGGCAUACCGCCGGUUGAGGAGAUCGAGUCGCUCUGCAUGAACUGUCACGAGAACGGCACGACACGACUCCUCCUCACCCGCAUCCCCUUCUUCCGCGAGGUCGUCCUCAUGUCGUUCCGAUGCGACCAUUGCGGCUUCCAAAACAGCGAGAUCCAGAACGCGGGUGCCGUGCAGCCGCGCGGCACGCACGUCGAGCUUCGCCUGACCGCCAUGCAGGACUUUUCGCGACAGGUCGUAAAGGCUGACACGGCAACUGUAAAGUUCAUCGAGUUGGACGUCGAGGUCCCGCCAGGCCGUGGCCAGCUCACAAAUGUCGAGGGUCUGUUGUCCACCAUUGUGGACGACCUCGAAAGCGGCCAAGUCGAGCGCUUGGAGAAACAACCAGAGGUGGCGGAGAAGAUUGCAGAGGUCAUUGAGAAGGGACGCAAGAUGCUCGCCGGCGAGUCCUUCCCGUUCAGGGUGUACGUUGACGACCCGGCCGGUAACUCAUGGAUCCAACCGGAUCCGCGUGAUGGCGUUGGAAAGUGGGAGAAGCGCGAUUUCACUCGUACGUCAGAGCAGAACGCCGCUCUCGGCUUGGCCGAUACCGAUGCGACGUCGGGUCCUGGCGGCGUCAUUCCUCUCGGAGGCCAGGGUAGGCUCGACGAGAACGAUAACAUCAUCCCUGACGAGGUCUAUAGCUUCCCAGCCAGCUGCCCCGGCUGCAUGCACCCCUGCGUCACGCACAUGAAGAUGGUUGAUAUUCCACACUUUAAGCAGGUCGUGCUCAUGAGCACUGUCUGCGAACACUGUGGCUACCGUUCCAACGACAUCAAGACGGGCGGCGCCGUCCCCGAGAAGGGCCGCAAGCUGACCCUGCAAGUUAAGUCGGACGUCGAUCUGGCCCGUGACAUUCUCAAGUCGGAGAGCUGCGCGCUCGAGUGCCCAGAGCUCAACCUUUCGGUCAACCCGGGCACGCUCGGUGGCCGUUUCACCACCGUAGAGGGUCUGCUCACUCAGGUACGCAACGACCUCAAGGCCCAGAUCUUCGAGGCCGAUUCCACACCGAACCCUACCAACGCCGAGGGCGCUAUCUCGAUGGAAGGCGGCGACUCGCUGUCGACCGAGGACAGGGCGAGGUGGCAGGCCUUCUUCACCGAGCUGGACAAGGCCAUCGCCGGCGAGCGCGAAUUCUCAAUCGUCCUCGCCGACCCGCUGGCCAGCAGCUAUAUCCAGAGCUUGGCCGACGAUCCGAGCAAGCCCGACUUCCAGAUGACCGUCGAAGACUACGACAGGACGGACGAGGAGGAGGAGGAGCUGGGCCUGAAGGAUAUCAAGGUGGAGGGCUAUGAGGAGGACGACAAAAAGAAGGAGGACAAAGCCGAGACGGCGGAUGCGGCUCCCAGUAGCACCGCCUGAGACUGCAGAAAGAUACCAAGUUUAAUGCAAGGUGGACAUGAGUGUUAUGAGAAAUAAGCUCUCGGUUUAUCUCCCGCAAUUUAUGUGACUUGUUUACUAUGAUGGGAUGCCUCCGAAACCAGAAAUAAAUCUGGCAUGUCGCCUUUUUGCUUUGGAUUUCUACCAUCGAAAACACAACUGGCAGAUGAUGGAUCCCAGGGGAGUCUGAUAGACAUGGAUGGAUGUACACGCCCCCACGAAGAGAGGGGGGACUUAAUGAAAAGGGAAAUAUGUCAAGGGGCCGUACAAUUCUUCGCACAAUGUAUGCGUACCUGACAUGGAACAAGCGUCUCAAUCUAGCAGACUGAAUCUAGAGAAUUUUGUCGCGCUCUGCAAUACACGGAGAAAUACCAAGCCCAGGGGUAAAAAGGUUCUACAGACAUAUACUUGAAAGUUGUGACAUCUCAAGAUAAAGCACACUAAUCUUCUGACUUUUGUAAACUUUUGUAAACGAAUCCGUUGGCCAUGAACAUAAUAGAUGACCAGAAUUGUGGAUGGGGAAUUAAAGUGAAUUGACAUAGAGAAGCCAUGUUACAAAUAAAAAACGGUCAUAAAAGGCCAUGCAGAAGCAGCCAACGCCAGUCAGAUGCAUCCCAGGCAUGACAACCCAGCAAGUGAUUUCCACUAUCACAUUACCAAAAAAGAAGGAAAAAAGGAACAUUAACGCGCAAAACAAAAUAAG
This is a messenger RNA of Pyricularia oryzae 70-15, 2455 nucleotides long. Its product is annotated as zinc finger protein ZPR1. The record is from RefSeq and is a predicted model, not a curated record. The coding region runs from base 202 to 1734 and encodes 510 amino acids. Gene Ontology annotation, molecular function: zinc ion binding. NCBI's taxonomy places the organism in Eukaryota, Fungi, Ascomycota, Sordariomycetes, Magnaporthales, Pyriculariaceae. Gene Ontology annotation, cellular component: nucleus; cytoplasm. The transcript has a single exon.